This is a messenger RNA of Suillus discolor, 1410 nucleotides long. RefSeq lists its product as uncharacterized. The record is from RefSeq and is a predicted model, not a curated record. NCBI's taxonomy places the organism in Eukaryota, Fungi, Basidiomycota, Agaricomycetes, Boletales, Suillaceae. The coding region runs from base 260 to 1063 and encodes 267 amino acids. The transcript has 2 exons.
GUUCCUCCUCAUCAGCCGAAUUCUGUAUAACAUUUAAACUGAAACGCUCGCUUUCUUCGAUAAUCAAUUGGGAAAUAACUAGCGAUUAUAUCACUGUUUAUCUCCAGCACACGUUUACUUCGGCAAUUUCGACCUUACAUUUAUUCUCGCUAAUCAUCCCGUCUACUCUCUUAUUCGGCUUUCUCGUCGCAUUCGGUCCUCGCCAAUUUUUUUUUCAGCACAACUUUAGUCUUCAGCUCAUUCAUAUCAAGUUUCAAACAUGGCAUCUGCCUCUACAUCUGGUCUAUCAGCGUCAGUCACGCGCAUUUUGUCUUUGACAGGCUUUGCAAAGGAGCUCAAGACCAAAGACAUUCAAUCUGCAUUCUCGGAGUGGGAGAACAUUGGCGGAGGAUUUAAGAUCAAAUGGAGAGACGAUACGAGCCUCUUGAUUGUUUUUCAAGAUGCCUCAGUUGCAAAACGAGCAUAUCUCCACACGCUCGCGUUUCCUCCUGCCAUCCUUACUACCGGAAGUUCCGCUACCAUCAAACCCUAUGAUGGACCUGACGCCCAAACUGUCAUUCAGACAGUAAACACUAGAGGCCACACAGGCAACGCUUCUCGCGGCCACAAUUUACGCGCUGCCUCUAUUUCUGUUUUCCCCAGCCGCAGCGCCAACACUAGUCAGAACGGCAACGGAUUACGCAACGGAAACGGCCAAAAUAACCACGUGCUGAAUGCUACUAUUUCGGAGCAUUCACCAAGGCUCAUCAACGGGCGUGAGCCUUCUCCGACCCUUCCGACGCUCCCUUCUCACCCGUCUCUGAAUGACCUCAUAAAUUCAGCCGUGUCACACGAUGAUCCCGCUAUUCUUCACGCGGAGGGUCCACCAAAGAUUGGAGAUCCAGGGAAGAGAAUGUUGGGCGCUGCAUUGGGUGUGAGACACCCUGCACUGGGACCGCGGGUCAUUAAUGGAAGUCAUGUCACGGGAGGUGCAAGUCCAGGUACUAGCCCCAGGGGCAAUGGACUUGAUUCUACCAUGAGGGACAUACAGAGGGCAAUGGGAGGGCUGACUGUCGCCGAGUGAAUAAUACAGCAUGUCCGAAGAUGCGUCUUUGGAUUUGCAUCGUGGCGUUUCAAUUGAGUGCGUGUAAUUGAUGUUUUUGUGGCUGAUACGCAUCCCUUGAUGCAUAAUUGGAGGUUUUCAUAUUUUUUUCUGUUUCUUUGUGCUAUUAGUUCCUGCAUUCCUCGUGUCACCAUACGUAGUCCCUCGUUUUCGAAUGUUUUUGUGCAGCCAAAACCAAUUACUACACAUUCUAGCGCCGCAUCUAGGCCUUACUGUGUGAUAUGCGCCAGCGUGUUCCCUGAACCUAACAUUGGAUUAUGAGGAUAUUAGUUAUUCAUUAGUCAUAAAAAUAGUUGGUCUGUGCCCGC